This is a messenger RNA of Centropristis striata (black sea bass), 13051 nucleotides long. RefSeq lists its product as uncharacterized. The record is from RefSeq and is a predicted model, not a curated record. Bases 1444 to 12372 code for a protein of 3642 amino acids. The transcript has 34 exons. NCBI's taxonomy places the organism in Eukaryota, Metazoa, Chordata, Actinopteri, Perciformes, Serranidae. Gene Ontology annotation, cellular component: nucleus. Gene Ontology annotation, molecular function: nucleic acid binding; guanyl-nucleotide exchange factor activity; zinc ion binding. Gene Ontology annotation, biological process: activation of GTPase activity.
UACGGGUCAUGUUAAUAUUAUAAUCAGUUGGGAUAUUCCGAAUUAGGCCUUAUUCUGGAUGGCAAUUUUUUUUAUUAUGAGAUGUCAGAUAUGCCUUUCAGGUUUUGGCAAUUUAUUGUCAGUUUACAACCACUUUCCUGUUAACGCCUAGCUUUUGGUGUUGCUAUGGUUGUUGUGAGUUUAGUUUUGACUAAAUUAGUUGUAAAUGAGUCAACACAGAGUGUUCAUCAUAGUUUGUGUGAUUCUACUGCUAUCUAAGAGUUGCUGCUUUGUACCAGUUGUGCCACACACUGGUCUUGGAUUUGUCAGCUGAACAUUAUCUGUACUCAUCUUUCUUAAUGAAGAACUUUGCAAGAAAGGUGGUGUGGCAGUUGUAAAAGCCCUGAAAUGUUCACGAACGUACAGUGUCAAUAUUAAUCUUUGUUAAACACAUAGGGUCCUUCCCAUGAUUCUUGGAUCUUUUUUUUUUUUAAGUUUUUGCGGUUUUAGACAUAUACUUCUACAGUUGAAUGAUGAUAUUGCAAAACGAUUAUUACGAUUAUUACAACAUUGCUGAUUGUUUUUAAAUUUCACAUACAUUUUUUUCAUAUCCUGUGGUGAUUCAAUCUGUUAAACUCCAACCUGUUACACUGCCUAACCUCUAGCCUUAUCCAAAAAUUGUGAUUUAAAGUUUUUCUGGAAGUUCAAUCUUAUUUAGUUAUUGACUACCAGUUUUCAGCACAGUGUUUUCUGUCUUUCAGCAUGGUCUAAUGUGAGGUUCUGAAAUGGUAAUUGCAGUUGUGAAACAUUAGAUUGGCAAUGUGCUUCCUGUUUUUGUCUGCUCAUGCAUGUCUUCAAUGUUUCCACUGUAGUUUAGCAUGGAAAAGGGGGAAAAAAGAGUUCUGUAUCUGUUCUGGAUGUUUCCUGUGAACAGCAAUGACCUUGUUUUUUCUUUGUCUAUGCUUUGUUGCCUUUGCCUCCUCUGUUCUUUCUUGCUAGUGAAGACCUGCAACUGAAGUAGAUUACAUUUUUUUGUCUGACAGCACCAGAGUGGACGACUCAAGUCAAGACCUUCCAGAUGAUGGAUGUUACCCAUCCAAAAAGCUGACUUCGAGUCCCACUCAAUAACCCCUUCCUUUGUUUUUGUUUUUUUAACUUUUCAGCUUCGCACUGCUAUCGGAGCAUUGUGCCCCAUCUCCUGCUCCAGGGCCCCUAACGAGCCCCCUCUUUGGAGGGCUCACAGGGAGUCCUCUCCUGAUUGGCCAGCAGGCUGUCUCCUUGCGGUUGACUCAGUUGAAAGCCCAGAUAGCACUGACACAGAUAAACAAUGCUUUCGCUGUUGGCAGCCGAGCCGCAACCUUGACAGCCAACUCCAACACACCUGCGCCCUACAUACCCACAAAACCUCCCUCCCCAACUGCUGCGGCUAUUAAUCUUCUUAACCUUUUGAAGAUUGCAAACACCAUGUCCCACCCCCUCUAUAACCCUUACACCUCUGGGAACCAAAGUUCUACCCAGGGGCAGUAUGGACUUUCAAAUAUCCAGGCAGAGAGGGACCGUCAGAUGCAAUCUUCUCACCAUGGACCUGGAGCCAGCUUCAGCUCUUCUGGAAAUUCUUCUGCGACUCCUGCCAACUCCGGGGGAAUGUUCCCAUCACUGCUUCCUCAGUCGAUGAACUACAGGCCUGAACAAAGUAGGGCCACAGUAGAGGAGAACAUCGAGAGGUCUACAGAAAUGAAUAUUAACAGAGCCAGAGAGGAGGCGAGGCUACUUGGAAAACCGAUGCAUCAGCCUGUAGGCCAGGGCUCUCACUUUACCAGCACUCAGAGGGAUGAGUUCCUCUCCUCAGGCACCAGGAUGCCCCCCUACCCAAUGUCCUCAACCUCUGACUCUCUUGGAUAUAGACACUCAAGCAUUGCAAGUAGCAGUGCUUCCUUGGACUGGCCGUCAAACUACAAAAGACCCACUGCUGAUGAGCCCUCUAAAUUUUAUUCAUCACCUGCUUCUUCUAACUAUGCAAGUGGUGGUGACAGUCGGUAUGAUGCUUCCAGAGAAAGAGUACGUGAUAUGCAGUCCAUUCCAGGGUUGGGUGAUUUUGACAGACCAGCGGCCCCUACAAAGCCCAGUCAACCCCUGUACACCUCAGAAUUAGCUUCUGACAUCCUUCAGCAUUUUGGACUUGAAAAAGAGGACUUGGAACAUCUUAUUUCCUACCCUGAAGAUCAGAUCACCCCUGCUAACCUGCCAUUCAUCUUGCGGCAAAUCCGUACUGACAAGACGAAGAGAGAGACUACCGCAGUUCAUUCAAAAUCCGGUCCAGAACCACAAACAACCAGAAAUGUGAGUGGAAUGGACAGUUGCAGCUUAAGCAGUUCUGGAGGGACAGCGAUGCACCAGGAGGAGUUGGCUACAUCUGUUCUCCGUCCAAGUAAAGUGAUUGACUAUGGACAUACUGGCAAAUAUACCGGAGGGGUUGGGGAGGAGAUUGGAAGAACAGGAAGCAGUAGAGUUAGUGGGAGUGGAAGUAUGUUGCAGAUGGACACUUAUGAUAGCAGCAGACACAAUCGAGAACCACUACAACAAAGUAAAACGGAGAUGAAAAGCAGUGCCUUGGGUUCUUCAUGUGAACAGGCAACGUCUGUUUCCAGUGUCAGCUCUUCGUACAGUUCAAUACUGAGCUCGGUGGCUCCCUCCAGCAGUGAUCAGACCAAUCGACUGCAGACACGACCAACCUGGACUGCCCCAGCAACUGUCAGCUCUUUCUCUCUGCCAAAGAAAGACACAGACAUGAGAGUUCUCAAGACUGAAGCCCCCAAACACAUUCCUUUAAAAAAAACGGCAGCAGAUUUUCAGUCGUCUCCGAAAACGCAACCACCCUCCAAUCUGUACCGUGGUGCGCAUCCCAGCCGUCCUGGCCUUGUGGUCAUUGGUAGUAAUGACACUAGUGGAGCAAAAGAUCAGAAUAAAACUCAAGAACAAGGGUCAACAGGUGCUGUGCAGGUGAAAAAGCAGCACACACAAGAGCAGACAAAGCAACAGAAGCAGCCGAUGCAACAGCUACAGAAGCAGCCGAUGCAACAGCAACAAAAGCAGCCAAUGCAACAGCAACAACGGCAGCCGAUGCAACAGCAACAAAAGCAGCAGACAAAGAAGCCACCAGUGACGCCAACAGGGAAAGCAAUGUGGCCUCCAGUUUUUUCUGCUGAAAAACCAGAUCCCCCUGCUUCUCACAUCCCCACCAUCAUGUGUCGUGUCAUGCAACAUUCGGUGUUUAUCCCUGGUGGUCCCAGCCCCAUGCUAAAUCCUCCAGCUCAGCCUCAGCCAAUCCCAAACCUUAUGCAUCUGACGCCACCGCCUUCAGACAGGCACCCUCUGGCAAAGACGGCGGCCUCCAAGGGUUUGCCAACAGCGACCAUGAUGCAGGACUAUGCGGCCGCCACACCGAGAAUCUUUCCGCAUACCUGUACUCUGUGUAACAGAAAAUGUGCUCAUAUGAAGGAUUGGCUCUCCCACCAGAACACCAACCUCCACCUUGAGAGCUGCAAACUCCUUCGUAAACAAUACCCAGAGUGGGAAGGCGAGAUAACACACAGGCCCAGAGCUCCAGGUAAAGAUCCCAAGUCCUCGGCCUCAACCUCCUUACUGACUUCCCAGCAUCGUCACCAGAAAUCCAGGCAUGAAAGCUCCUCCAGUUCCCGCUCGCCAAGCCCCCAUCACCGCCAUGGCUCCGGGGGUCGAAGGGACAAACGCAGUAGCCGAUCACGUUCGCCGUACGGCUCCAGAUACACUCGCAGGUCCCGGUCUCGUUCUCACUCCCCAUGGUACGACCGCCCUAGCUCCUCUCACCAUCCCUCACGUUCAUGGAGCCCAGAGAGACGAUCGCCGCCAGGGUGGAGUGAUGACAAACGGUCUUCACCCCGAAGGAGAGACGAUAGAAGAUCAUCUCCAAGGAGGAGCCGUGAGGGACGAUCGCCACCAAGGUGGAGUGAUCUGAGACAAUCACCACCUAGGAGGAGUGAUCAGAGAAGAUCCCCACCAAGGAGGAGUGAUCAGAGAAGAUCCCCACCAAGGAAAACUGAUAAGAGACGAUGCCCGCCAAAAACGGCUGCUUGGAAGAAGUCAAACACUGCCGAGAGCUUGGCUAAGAGACUACUGGAAACUCCAGCGAUCCAGUCUCUGUCAGACCAGCCGGACCUGGAGGCUGUAAUUAAAACUCUGACUCCUGUACUGGCCCAGCUAGUAAAGAUGAAAUCAUCGUCCUCGUCUUCUGCUGCUUCUUCCUCCUCCUCUGCAGCAAAGAAGAAGUCUACUAAAAAGCCACUUAAAGCAAAGCCCAGCCUGCAGGAGAACGACGUAAUUGUUAUUUCUGAGGGGGAGGAGGAAGGGCAAGAUGCAAACAUAAUGAAAGACAGAUUGAAAAGCACAAUCAUUGCCGUUGAACAGGAGACUGUUUCCACGGAGAAAAUUAAGCCUCUAAUGAAAAUACCUGUCACGCCUAGUUUCUCCACACAUGAAACUGAAACCCCACGGAAGGCUCUUCUCCCAACACCCCAAUGGCCUUACACACCUCAAUUUUCUUCGUGGCAACCAUUUGGAGUCGCAGUAUCUGCAACAAGCAAACUUACCAAUCAGAAAAGUGCUGCAGCUAAAGGCUCAGUUAAACGCCCAACAACUGCCACUAAAGCAAAAGUCUUGGUUUCGAAAGCGAAACAUGUAUCAACUAAGGAGACAAAUAAGAUGGCAAAAAGAGGAAGGUUGUAUGCAAAGGAAGCUGUGAGAAAAGAUAAGGUCAAGCAAAAGACAUCCUCGGUAUCCAAGUCCAAGGCUCCAGAAAAGCAGCCUGAUGUAAAAAAGGCCAAGCCUAAAGAAUCUGAAACCAAGGUGAAAAAAGUUGUGCCAAAAGACGCAGCCAAGGUUGUUGAAAAAACACAUGUGACAGUUGUUGAAACUAAGGCAAUCCUUGACAAACCCGCCGAUGCUGAACCAAUGGAGAUUGGGGAAAUGGGAGUUGAAGUCUCAGAACCCAUGGGACUUGGAGGUUGUGCUGAGGACCAAGAACAAAAACCGACAACGACGGAGACUGAAAACUCAGCAGAGAAAUCCAGUGAGAGUCAACCAACAAACAGUACAGUUGAGACCCAACCAACAGAAACCUCCGCCAAAGAUUUACUGCACAUCCAGCAGAGCACUUUGUCUGAACCAGAGUCCACUGCACAAGCAGCAGAGACCAAGACAGAGGCUGAAGAUGUUCUGGAGGCAAAGCUGUCGGGUGGAGAGGUGGAGACAGGAACAAUCCAAAAAGAUCCUGUGAAUGCAAUGGAGACAGAAAAGGAUGCAGCAUCAGCCAAUGAUGACUCUAAAUGCAAUGCAGUUACCAAUCUGACUGUGGAACUUGGAGGUUGUGCUGAGGACCAAGAACAAAAACCGACAACGACAGAGACUAAACCAGACAAUUCAGCAGAGAAAUCCAGUGAGAGUCAACCACCAAACAGUACAGUUGGGACCCCGCCAACAGAAACCUCCGUCAAAGAUUUAGCGCACAUCCAGCAGAGCACUUUGUCUGAACCAGAGUCCACUGCACAAGCAGCAGAGACCAAGACAGAGGCUGAUGAUGUUCUGGAGGCAAAGCUGUCGGGUGGAGAGGUGGAGACAGGAACAAUCCAAAAAGAUCCUGUGAGUUCAAUGGAGACAGAAACGGAUGCAGCAUCAGCCAAUGGUACCAAUCUGACUGUGGAACUUGGAGGUUGUGCUGAGGACCAAGAACAAAAACCGACAACGACGGAGACCGAACCAGAAAAUUCAGCAGACAAAUCCAGUGAGAGUCAACCAACAAACAGUAAAGUUGAGACCCAACCAAUAGAAACCUCCGCCAAAGAUUUACCGCACAUCCAGCAGAGCACUUUGUCUGAACCAGAGUCCACUGCACAAGCAGCAGAGACCAAGACAGAGGCUGAAGAUGUUCUGGAGGUAAAGCAGUCGGGUGGAGAGUUGGAGACAGGAACAAUCCAAAAAGAUCCUGUGAAUGCUGCCUCCAAAUGCAUUGCUGUUCCUCAUCGGACGAAAGGCGAGAUGUUGAAAAGGGACAUGCUUCUGUCCAAAAUAAAGAGCUUCAUGCCGAAGGUAGUGAAGCCGGGGGCUGUUCUAGACAUUCAGAGGUUGUUCCUUUACAACCUGCCGGAGUACAAUGGAGGCUCCUACACAGAGGAGGAGCUCGCAGAACUGCUGGGUCUAUUCGGGUUUAAACACACAGAAGACAGUAUCUAUGUGAUCCCUCACGCACGCAUGGCCAUCAUCGCGAUGCCAAAAGUGAACCAUGUGCUCCACAUGACAAAAGGUGAACUGAGCAAGGAAUUUGUUUUCAAGAGGUCCAUGGUCUCCGUCAAUGUUAUCAGCAAAGCCUUUAUGAUGUCACCGUUGGAGUUUUAUAGGAAGCUGAUGAAGAUGGUGGACCAUAAAGUGCUCGACGAUGGAUUGACUACAAUCCUCAUCAAGAACAUUUCUUGGAGCAAGACCCAGAAGCUCAGAAAAUCUUUGGACAAAAUCGGUUCAGUCAGGAACUUCCUGCCUCUCCUCAACAAGGUUUUUGUAGAAUUUGAGUCCGUUUGCGACGCUGAUCAGCUUGGAUUUUGGCACAGUCUCCUGAGGGAACCCCCUGGAUAUGAAGUUCACCGGCUGAAGAGGCCAAACACCAGUCCUACAGCACUACCACCAAGACUCAGUGGGAAUGCUCUGCCGGACAGCGAGGACGCUGUUGAGGUAACAAAUAUCCCAUCAGGGGAAUUUGGCGUUCCGCAGGGCAGCACUGCACCAUUUUGGGUCACCAUGAACGCUCACCCCUUCGUGUUCCCCACCGGAUACCCUUUAUUCGUCAUCCCAGAAUACCUGACGGUCAGAGGAAAGGACGACAUUGAGAAGGCCAGUGCUGGCGGCUCCAUGGUCCCAACAGUCAUGUUGACCGGUCUGCCAUUAUUUGGCAGCUACCACCACGAGGACGUGGCCAAGCUGGUGUGGCAGUAUUUCCCCCAACAGAACCUUCACUCCCUGUACUACAAGGUGGUGGUCCUCACCCUGCAGAGGAGGGCCUUUGUGUUUUUCUCUGAUUGGACUUCGUGCUGCAAUUUUGUCCGAGAUCACAUCAAAAGAUCAGUUUCUGUUAAAGGCUCCAAGCUCAGUGUUCACUUCGUCUUGGAUCACAUGAAUCCUGAAUCCAGUGAGGAGCUGAUGUACACGUCUCUGAUGAAGCUGAGCAAUGCUGGAGUUCUGGACCCAGAGUCUCUGCAGGACCGCUUGCUGUGUGUGGAGAUCUCCGUCACGUCUCUGGACGUCAUCAAGGCCGUCACUAAGGCGGUGGCGUCCAUCGCACCGUUUGUCAGCUUCCUGCCGCUCGCCAACAGGAUCUGCUUUGAGAUGGCUGACGCCAGCGAUGUGACCAAGGUCUUGGAGAAAUACAGGCUGGAUGCUUGGAAAACUACAGUUAAGUCUUUGAAGAGCCUAAAACAGCGUCUACAAGAUUCUAGUGAGAUCACAAUAAACCUUGAACCGAACACCAUCAGUGUCAAAGCCGAGCCUCCAGCUGUGAAAAGUCAAACCCAGCCUCCUCCUUCUGAACUAUUGGAGAGUGGAUCAGAACCUUCUCUGCUAACCAGUGGACCAGGUGAAUCCACCAUCUCUGAGCCCAUCACAACAGGACCAAGUGUUUCUGCCACUAGUGAUGAAGCAAUGAUGGAGGAUGGUGAGAUACUGGAAACUGAGACCGCCAUGGUUUCCACUGAUGCUCCUGAGGCAAAUCAAAAUGUAGAGAAAGCAGAAGGAAAACCUGUUGAACUUCCUCAGAUUAACACGGACUCUUUCCAGGCUCUUAUUGCAGCAGUUCGCAAACACAGGAUAGCCCGAGAGGGCACGUUCCAAAGUGAGGAAAAAACGGGUCAGACUGAUUUUACAGAGGACGUUAGUCUUUUAGACGGAGGUUGGCUCUUUGAUGAACCAAAUGACAUGGACAUGGGUGACUUUGUCACUGUUGACGAAGUUGGUGAUGAAACGGGAGACAGAAUUCCCAGGCGUCAUGGCUCCUCCUCAUCUAAAAGAUGCUCAAAGGCAAGAAGAGAAAAAAGAGAAAGAGAAAAAAAAAAUAAGAGGUAUAGCUCAAGUCUGUCGUCCACUGGCAAAGGAAGCUCAACAAGGUCUUUGAAAGACUCUAAGAGCUCAGCCUCCUCGUCUAGGUCGACCCACGGCUCAAGCUCUUAUAAGUCCAGCUCUGAGUCACCAAAAAAGUCCAAGUACUCAUCUGAGCCCACCAAAUCCUCUACCAAACCCUUGACCUCUACCAGUGAGAGGAAAACCUCCUCCUCUUCGUCUCUAAAGUCCACUGAAACGUCUUCUUCCCCCGGUCAAAAAACGCAACAGAGCAAGACAAACUCUCCCGCCAAAGCAUCAAAUACCGCAUCCUCCAGUCGUAGUACCCGCUCUUCCUCCGGUCAUAGUACCCGCUCCUCCUCCACUGCACAUGAAACCCAAAAGAUGGCAUCAGCAGCUACUGUUGAGGCUUCAAUGGAGAAUCAUUCAGAGCUGCUGAAAGAAGAAACAAAAGCCAAGGGGAGCGCAGUGGCAAAGUCUGACCACAAAGUGUCAGCAGAGGGCCUUACUGUAAAAACUGUUGAGCCAGAGACAAAAAUAGAAAUAUCAUCAGAGGUGCAUCCACCUCAACAGGGAAAUGAGUUAGAGUUGAGCCAAGGGCAGCCUCAAGAGAAGAAUAGCAAAGAGGAGGACGCUGACAAACAUACAGAGUUGGAAAAGGAUGAAAAAUACCAGAUUGUUGAUUCAUUAGAUCAAAUAGAUGAACAGAUAAAUGUGGACCGAGACAUCAGAUCUGAAGCCCAGCUAACCGGAACAGAAAUAGGCGAGAAUUUGCACGAGGAGAUGUUUAGGGUCUUGGACAGUGUUGAUGAUAAAAUCAUUGGUAGCCCACAGAGCGGCGGUUCUUUCCAAGUCUUAGACAGUGUUACCGAAGAGCAAGAGCCUACAGGUCCAGAAGACAGUCUUCUGGUACAAGAUAACAGUUCCACAGAAAAGCAACUGUCUGAGAAAGAUGCAGAUUCUGCAGGUACAGUGGGUAAAGAUCAAGAAGCAAAAGAUGUAGUUACACAAGCUCCAAGAGACAUGGGGGAUGGGAAGGAGAGAAUAGAGGUGGAAGUCAAAAUGCUUCCAGCAGAGUACAGCAAUAUCUCCAAAGAUGAGGAAAAUCCUGAUCGCCAAAUCCCAAAUGAAGACCAGCUUCUUCAAGACCAUGACAACAAAGAUACUUUGAAAGCUCCUGACAGUGAAGUUCCUGAACAAGAAACCUUUGAGAUAUUAGAUUCAAUUGAUGAUCAAAGUGCAAUAGAGGAUGACGGGCAAAACCUUGAAGCUCCAAGUGAUCCGAAGUCUAAAGAAGACAUUCAGCCCAUGGAGGAAGAGGAAGACACGUUUCAGGUAAUUGAUUCUGUGGAAGAUCAGCCAGCGACUGACAAGACGGGGAAAAGAAACCUAAAAGGAAAAGAUGAAAGACCACCAAGGAGGAGUGGCCCCACAACCAGAACAUCCAAAAGUGAAGAGAAGGACCAAUCGCCCAAGAAACAGGACAGGACAGCUAAAAAAUAUGAGACACAAAAAAAGAUGGACACCACUGUACGGGUUUCUAAAAAGGACAAAGACGUCACAGAGGAUAUGGAAUACGAGAUACUAGAUUCUGUUGAAGAAGAACAGGUACAAGAUGUCGCCACCACAGAAACGCCUGGUAGAAGAAGGAGUGCAAGAGGAAAGAAGGAGGAUAAAAUAACAUUAAAUGUGACAGAAACGUCUGGUAAGCCAGAGGAGGCUUCAUAUAAGAUUUUAGACUCUGUGGAGGAUGAAACUGCCAAUGAUGAACCGACCGUCACAACAAGAUCCACCAGAGGAAAAAGCGAAAGAACUGAGAAGGAUGCUUCACAUGAGAAAACAAGAAAAGAAGACACGCCAACAAGAAGAAAAAACACUCUGGUGUUUUUACCCUGUUAUGUCCCUCUGACUCUCGUGCCAAACAUGGAGGAGAAAACCCAUCCAAGAGAGGGAACACCAUCAAGGAAGAAUGUCAAUGUUGUCAGGGAGUCAAUUGAGGAGGAUGCGACAUAUGAUGUUGUUGACUCUGUGGGGGAUGAAGAUAUAAAGAAUGAUCGUCCAGCUACAAGAAGAAAAGGACAAAGAGGAAGACCAAAGAAAGACGUUAAAACAACCAGAAAAGACAGCGCAACAUUGAAAAUAGAUGCAGCCAAAAAACUGGCUCAUGAAGAAGCGGAGACAUAUCAGAUCAUUGAUUCUGUGGAGGACGAAAACUCUAAAAACAAUGACCAGCAAACUGAGAAAAGUUCAUCUCUAUCAGGACUACCCAAAAAGGAUGAGGAUGAAGAGGAAGAGCCCAUGUAUCAGAUCGUAGACUCUGUAGAAGAUGAUCAAGCUCAAGAAGAACCGACCGCCAUGUCGGACAAGACAAAAGAUGAAAGUCCUAAAAAAGAAGACAUGCCAGCAUUGGACACCGCCCCUCUGGAAGCUGCUGAAAAGCUGCUUGUCAAAGAGGACACUCGGUGUCAGGGAGUUAAAGACUUAAAGGAGGCAAAGGAUGAUCCAUCUGCGGCAGAAGGAUCUGCUAUAGGAAGAAGGGAUAGUAUACCAGAAACGAAAACUCAGAAGGAAGAUAAAUCAGCAACUCAAUCUCAGAGUGAUAAAGCCGUACUUGAAAAGGAGAACGAUCAGAAAUCGCCUUGUGACACGACAAGCGUUCUGGUGAGUCUGGACGAGGUGAGCGAGGAGGAGGAGGACUACCCUGACGACGAGGAAGAGGAGGAAGAGCAGAGGAGGAGACAGGCAGCCACAAAAGAGAAGCAGAUAGCCAAGGAACGGGAAGCGAGGAGGACCAGGGAGAGGGAGGAGACGAGGUCCAGGGAGAGGGAGGAGACAAGGACUAAGGAGAGGGAGGAGACAAGGUCCAGAGAGAGGGAGGAGACAAGGACUAAGGAGAGGGAGGAGAGGGAGCGAAGGAGCCGCAGCAGAGGAGGAGGAAGAGGAGGAGGCGGCCCUGGGGUCGGGACGAGGAGGGCAAAAGACAGGGGGAGGGAAAGGGAGGUAGACGCCAAGGAGCUGGUGACUCUGGAUGAGGUGGGAGCAGAUGAGGCUGGAGAGGAAACAGCGCUGGACAGCAGAGGAUGGGACGGCGAGAUCGCUGAGGGAGAGCUGUUGGCACUCGUCACACUGGAUGAGUUCAUAGAAGAGGAAGAGGAGGAGGAGGAGGAGGAGGCCAAGCAGAGCAGACCAGAGACCCCCCAGCCAGGGCAGGAGGACGAACUUGUGGACCUCCUAAACCCAGAGACUUUGGUGACUUUGGAUGAAGCUGGUGAUGAUGAGGAAGAGCAACCGGAGGAGGAAGAGCAAACAGGAUCUGCCAAACGUAAACAUGAUGAAGACACAGAGGAAAGUAUGAACUUUGUGACGGUAGACGAGGUGGGGGAGGAGGAGGAAAAGGAACCAGUAGAAACCAGGACAAGAGGACAAGCCAGGAAGAGAACCAGACAGACUCCUGUGAGAAGAUCUACCAGAGGGAAAAACGUGACCACAAAAGACGAGAAAGAAGAAGAAGAAAAGGAACCAGCGUGCUCUGAUGUGCUGCCUCCCGCUCCACUGGACAAAGAUCUGUCUGUUAGCCAACCGGAGAUCCAGAAGACAGAGAGGGAGGAGGAAACAGAGAACCAGGCUGACCUGGAUGCUGAACCACAGCCAGAACCAGGAGAGAACCAGGAGCUGGAGGAGUGUGUGGAGGAAGGAGAGGAGGAGAAGGAAGGAUGGAGCAGAGCCAACAGUAAAGCUGUGAGUAAGCAGAGGAGGGACCCUGUUGGACCUGAAGCCAAGAGAUCUCGUUCUGACGUCAGACUGACACCAUUCAGACCCAACAACCCCCUCGGUGAGACACACACACACACACACACACACCUCCAGAUGUUUCUAACCCUCAGUGUUUGUGUCUUCAGGUCAGGAGUUUGUCGUCCCCACAUCAGGUUAUUUCUGCAAACUCUGCUGUGUUUUCUACCUGAACGAGAGCAGCGCCAGAGAGCUGCACUGCUGCAGCCAGAGACACUACCACAACCUGCAGAAACAUUACCAGGAUCUCCAACAGAAACCGUCACAGAGUUCUUCAGACUGAUUGAUCUUCUGUUAACCACAUUUUUAUCUUUUUGUCAAUCAUGUUUAAAAAGAGAAGCUAAAACUAGACCAAUGCAAUGUUUCCAGUUUGGUUUGGCUGACAGGUCAGUGUGUAUAAUGACCCUCGCUGGACAAAACAAACUGCUGUCUGGCCUUUUAUAUGUGUAUAUAUAUAAAUGUGUGAAUUAAAUAUAUUUACCAUAAUACUGAAUAAAUACUGAAGCAUGUUUUGCCUCAUUGGGAUCCAUAAUCCCCCCCAACUCUCCAGUUCUGGUGCCUUGCUCUGCUUUUAGUUUUCUGUUGUGGAAAACGGUUACAUAUUUGAUGUUUUGGAGCUUAAAAAGAGGCUACAUCACCUCUUUUUUCUCAUCAAUAAAUAAUUACUACAGUAUUUAUUGUAUAUACAGUAUUGAUUUGCCUUUUCUGUUACUGAUUUGUUAUAAAAUGUUGCACUAAAUUUGUUUCCUGUUGCACGUAGAAGUAAAAUAAAUCAUUACCACCCUAGUUUUAUUUAGGUCAUGAAGACAAAAUCUGAUAAUAAAUCUAAAUUUAAUAACAUUUUCACAUUUUUUAAUGCAACAUGUUGGAUGUGCUGUAAGCUUAGAGAUUAUCUUUUUAACGGUUUAUAAUAGGAGCCUCAAAUUUAAUUUGCACAUGAUGUAUAAAAGUAUGAUCCACGUUUAAAAUUCUGACCCGUACAAGAGCUCCUCUAUGACUAUAAUAAGGUAACAGUUUCAUAUUGUUUCUACUUUUGAUGAGAUUUUUUCGUGUGAAUUUACUAUCAAGUUCAAUUCAAAUCAUAAAGUUCCGUUAUGUUUUUGUUGUACAAUGCCACUUUUAUAGCUCAUUAAAAUGUUUAUCUAGUAAA